AUGGCUUCCUCGAUUAUCGGUGAUGACGAGGAUAUCUUCAAUCGACUACAGCAACCCGCCGAUCCGAAAGUAUUGGAGGAGCAGCAGCAAGCUGUCAAUGAGCGCAUCAAUGCCAUCUACCAGAAAGCGCAAGCUCGGCUUGCAGAGAUGAUUGAUGAGAACUCGACGCUACCAUGCACGAUAUCCCGCAUACAGAUACUCAACGCGAAUCAUACACGGAAAGGUUUCUUGGAACGCAUCUUCAAUCCGAUACUCAGUGCCAAUCAGACAAAGCCGUACACACUAGCAGAAGCUCUGCAACGUGUCUCGCAAGAAGCAAACAAACUCAGCGGUUUCGACAUCUUUCACGAACCAAUUUCAGUUUUCCUGGACAAACCAACAGAUCCCAAUGCGUUACCUACAGAUUUAGAUGUGUACCUAUCUGUCCGAGAGAAAUCGCGGAUCCUCCUGAAAACCGGAACUGACCUAGGCAACGCCGAAGGCUCUGCGUACGGAAACCUGCUGUGGCGCAAUAUCUUCGGCGGCGCUGAGUCUUUGAACUUGAAUGCAUCUUUGGGCACACGAACGAGAUCUGCAUACCAAGCUGCAUUCGAGACCCCGAUAUUAAGCGACCCCAAUUUUCGCCUAGAAGUCGGCGCCGUAGCUAGUGCAACGCAGAAACCCUGGGCCAGUCAUGAAGAAGUCUUGAAGGGUGGAUGGGCUAGACUACGAUGGCAAAACCAAUCAGGUCAACGACACGAACUUACAUAUAACGGAUUCUGGCGUCAAGUUACUGCACUAUCACCAGAUGCUUCGUUAGUUGUUAGAGGCGAUGCGGGCGACAGUGUCAAAAGCAGCAUUUCAUAUACUUGGGUCCGUGAUGGCAGAGAUCAUCCUCUUCUUCCGUCUAGUGGCACAUAUGCGAAAACUCUUAACGAGGUAGCUGGUAUUGGACCACUUAAAGGAGACGUCGCAUUCUGGAAGUCAGAAGUCGAAACUCAGGGUGCCAUUCCCAUCCCUCUUCCUUUCAUCAAAGGUCCAAGCGGCGUCAGUUUCACGACAGGCCUUCGUGCCGGACUUCUCUAUCCUCUUAAUCUCAACUCAAGUGCGACACCACAACCAUCGCGCAUCAACGAUCGCUUCUUGCUCGGCGGUCCCACAGAUGUUCGUGGCUUCCGUCAAGCAGGGCUUGGACCGCGCGACGGCAGCGACGCAGUAGGAGGCGAUAUUUACGCUGCAGGAAGUGCGAAUCUCUUUGUUCCUCUCCCUCGCGUCGGUAAAGAUACGCCAUUACGCCUGCAAGCAUUUGUUAACGCCGGCCGUCUUCUCUCCCUUCGCACCUCCGAAAACGAACGGCCAAAGACCAACGAUCAAGUGCAGAAUGCGGUUUCGUCAGCCAUAAGCGAACUCACCAACGGUCUCCCCAGUACUGCUGCUGGUAUUGGAUUGGUUUAUGCGCAUCCCGUUGCUCGAUUUGAGCUGAAUUUCUCUCUUCCCAUCUACCAGCGCAAGGGAGAGGAGGGAAGAAAAGGACUUCAAUUGGGCAUAGGCAUCAAUUUCAUGUAAACUUGUAUUGUAGCAUUAGAUACAUUGACCAGAUUAUUUAGAGCGUUCAAAAUU
This is a messenger RNA of Talaromyces stipitatus ATCC 10500, 1599 nucleotides long. RefSeq names its product mitochondrial outer membrane protein (Sam50), putative. NCBI's taxonomy places the organism in Eukaryota, Fungi, Ascomycota, Eurotiomycetes, Eurotiales, Trichocomaceae. The record is from RefSeq and is a predicted model, not a curated record. The coding region runs from base 1 to 1545 and encodes 514 amino acids. Gene Ontology annotation, biological process: protein insertion into mitochondrial outer membrane. Gene Ontology annotation, cellular component: SAM complex; outer membrane. The transcript is spliced from 4 exons.